AUUCACAACACCUUUGCUCGCAUUCAUUUUUUCUAAAAAAAAAAAAAAAAUCUCUUCAAAAGGGAACGUAGAACGACUGAAAAUGCGUGUGCAAGCUCAAGACGUCCAGCGUAUCCUUGACACCAUUCCCGUCCAGUAUCGAGGACCGGGAGGCGCGUUGGCAGUACUCAAGGAUGGCGAGGUGAUUGCGCAGAAGACGUGGGGCUACGCAAACAUGGACGAGCGCAUUCCGGUCACCCCCAAGACGCUGAUGCCCAUCUGCUCCAUUUCAAAGCAGAUGCUGUGCGCGCUGCUGUUCGACCUGGAGGAGAACCCUCCGCCGGAGGUGGCCACCAACGGGCCGUUCGCAGAGCAGAUGGAGGCUGCGUUGCGGAAGAUGGCCCCGGAGGCGAUUACCAAGGACAGCGGUCUGACCAUCAGACACUUGUGCGAUAUGCAGUCGGGUCUGCGAGACUACUGGGCCUUGGGCAUGAUCUGUGGUGCCAAGCCUGAUCAACGAUUCACUAUAGAAGGCGACGGAAUGAGGAUGCUCUCGCUUUGCAAGACGUUCCACUUCCUACCAGGCACCGAGUACUCCUAUUCCAACACCAACUUCUUCCUCGUGGCUCGUCUGAUCGAGACCAUCACCAAGCAGCCGGUUCCCAAACUGCUGGAGGAGCGCGUCUUUCGCCCGGCGAACAUGACCACCGCCCAGCUCAUCCCCGACACCGCCCAGCAGCCGGGAGACUGCCUCGGUUACGAGGGCAACGAGCAGUACGGUUUUCUGGCGGCUGUCAACCGGAUCGAAUGGUCGGGUGACGCUGGCAUAACAGCCUCGCUGGAGGACAUGAUCGCAUACGAAAAGUACUUCGACAAGCGCUGGUCCGAGAAGAGCAAGUACAGCAGCGUUGCCGCCGCUCGCACGUACAAAGACGGCACGUACGCGCCGUACAGCUACGGGCUCGCCUACCUCCAGAUCGCGGACGUCUCCACGGUGGGCCACGCCGGCGCGCUGCGCGGCUGGAGGAUGCAGCGGCGCUACGUGGAGAAGGAACGCCUGUCCGUCCUCGUCAUGCUUAACCACGAGAACAACAGCGCCGGUAAGGCCGCGACGUACAUCAUUCGAAAGGCGCUGGACCUGCCGGAGACGCCGGCUUCGGACGUCUCUCCGGUCCCGCAGUGGUUCGGCACGUUCCUCGACGAGGAGACGCAGCUGUGCGUCACGGUCGCCAAAGCCGCGGCGGGCCAGGUCUCGAUCACGUACGCGCGCGACGCCGAGCUCGUCCGCCUCGUGGCGCCCGACCGCGCCGAGUCCCAAGACAACGUCGCCUCCAUCGACGGCGACACGCUCCACGUCCACCGCGUGGGCGAGAACCGCAGGCUCAAGGCCCGCAGGAUCAGGCAGACGCCCGUCACGGACGGCUCUCACCUCCAAGGCAAGUACUAUUGCGAGGAGCUCGAAUCCACAUUCGUGUGCCACGGCGGGGACAACAUGCUGUACGGCGCCUUCGAUGGGCCCCUAGGCCGCGGCCCCGCGAACCUCAUGCGGCGCCUCGGCGAGAACGUGUGGGCGUGGGCGUGUCCGCGCGCCUUGGACCACACGCCGCCGGGAGACUGGACGGUUGUUUUCGGGGAGGACGGGAAUGGAGCCGUGGGCAGCUGCACGAUCGGCUGUUGGCUGGCUAGAAACCUGGUGUUCUCCAAAAUAGCGUAACGAUGGUAUGUCGAGCUUCAAUGAUCACCUCCCUGCGAAGUGGCCAGACGACACUGUAUUCUGUCUUUUCCUUCUCAAUUUUCUCCCUUUAUCGUUAUCGUACAGAGCAAGCGAAGGCGUCGUGAAAGGUAAAAAGUCGAAAAAGAAAGGUCUACGAAAGCUACAAGUUGCGACGGCCUCGUUGGCUACACGGCUCUCUGUCGGACCCUUGACAACAGCAAGACGAAAAAGCUCAGCAUCAUCGACAGGCCGGACCAAAUCUCGCCAUUCAUGUAUGUGCGACCGUGUUGGCCGACGAUAGCGCCUCCCACGGGAGGCCCCGUCAGAGCCGCGAACGACACUACUGUACAUACCAGACCAAUGUACACGCCCGCCACGUUGUGAUCCGUCACAAAGGAUGAUGCAACGGCGAGGAAGAGCGUCUGAAUAGCGCCGGCCACGACGCCGUAAAAAGCAGUCAAGACGUAAAUACCGGUGCUGGUUCUGACAGGAAUCCAGCAGAAAAGGGUCACAGCUGCGCCGAACAGGCUGCAUAAGAACACGUCUUGAGGGUGAACAUGCCUGUCGGCGAGGUAGGCGACCAGGAGGCGGAUGGGUAUGCCGACGACGUUGAGCUCCAGCACUAUCAUCGUGCUCUCCACGUACGAGAAGUUCAGCUCAUCUCGGGCGUACGCGGACAGCUGUUUCUAACGCACUUAGCUCUCGUGGGUCUUUGAGGCAUGUGGCAAGGGUCUUACAUAGUAGUAGCCGAAGUACAAGGCCCAGAAGCAGAAGAAGGACGAAACGGCGAACAGCGCGUAGCUCGUGUCCUUCAGGACGCCGAACGAGAAGGUUUGCUUCGAGUUCUGCCGCGUAACGCGCGGGCGCGAAAGUGCCAACGCGCCGAGCAGCGUCGCCGUCAUGAUGAAGCCUACCGUACGAAGCGUCCACGACAAGCCCACUCGCGGGAUCAGAUGAUGUACCAGCAGCGGAAAGAACGCACCUCCGGACGCGCCGCCGCAGGUCGUCAGCGCCAAUGCCGUCGAACGUCUGGUCAGGAAAUACGACGUGAGAACAGCCAGCGUCGGGGCAAACAUCAAGCCGGCCCCCAGGCCAACGCAGACCCCGUGCGAGAGGAACACCUGCCAGUACUCCUUGGCCAGGCUUGCGAUGAAGAUACCAGCCAGUUGGAGGAAGCAGCCGAUUAUGUAUACUGUGUGAAAGCGGCCUGCGUCGACCGCGCGUCCAGACACCGUUCCAAGACCAAACACGAGCCAAACUUGCACGGAGCCAAUCCAGGAGACGGCGGAGGGCCCUGCGUGGCUAAGGCUCAUGUCGUAGUACGACUGAAAGACACCAAAGGAGUUGAAGUAGCCCUGUGUGCUGAAGACGACGAGAAAAGCCAUUCCAACCUGCGUCCAUGCCGCCACGCCACCGUCCAGUCGUGCUGACCUCGUCGCAAAAUGCUCCUCGUGCCCUUGCGCAGAUGCUGCGUGUGUUUCGUCCUCGUCGUUCUGACCCCGUCCGCUGUGCCCCAAGCUGAGCUUACCAAGGUGCAUUUUCGACGGGACGCCUGCCGGUUCUCUCAUCUCGACAUCAUAUCCAUGACCGGAGCAUGACAAGAACACAUUUUGGCCAUCCGGAGUCAACUCGCCGACUGGCUCCCGAAGGUUGACCGAGACGUUAGCAUUCAUCGACACAAGCCAGGGCUGUCCGCGAGCAUUAUCGAAAAUACAAAGUCUGCGCAAAACGUCUUCCUCGAACCACAAUCUGCUGUGAGUGAUGGAAGCGAGACGCAAGCUGAUCGGCCUUGGUUUUUCUACUGUUCAGUUCGCCGGCCAUUUUUCUUCGGAAGCGCUUUGCCUUGCCGCUCUGUUACUUCUACGAUCGAGGACGACUCGCCCGGGCACGCGUCCGUGGCCCGAAUUGGACAGAUUCCGGAGUCGACCUAGAACGUAGAAGCAUUUCGCCUUUGGUCUCCCCCCUCCAAGCCAGCACUUUUUCUCCACUUGCGCUAGCUGUUUGGGGGAAGAAAAGGGAGACGCAGCGAUACGAACCAGGGUGACGAGGCGAAGUGUGGAAAGAGGGGCAGAACAACGCAUUUUCUAAAUCUCAGCUAGGUGCCAACUUUGCAAGAGAAAUGCAACCUUGUCCGCAGAUUGCGAGGAAACAUGCUACACCGUACAUUGCGUCUGGAUAGUCUGGCGAGGGGCUCUGCCGGACGAAUCCAAUCAUAGACCGACGAAGAUUCGAAAAGAUCUCUACGAGUACACGGGAACGGA
Molecule: messenger RNA, 3954 nt
Organism: Verruconis gallopava
Lineage: Eukaryota; Fungi; Ascomycota; Dothideomycetes; Venturiales; Sympoventuriaceae
Exons: 1
Coding region: 83-1693 (536 amino acids)
Molecular function (GO): aminopeptidase activity
Source: RefSeq, a predicted model, not a curated record